Paramacrobiotus metropolitanus is the source of this 4129-nucleotide messenger RNA. RefSeq lists its product as uncharacterized. The coding region runs from base 754 to 3639 and encodes 961 amino acids. The transcript has 4 exons. The record is from RefSeq and is a predicted model, not a curated record. Lineage: Eukaryota; Metazoa; Tardigrada; Eutardigrada; Parachela; Macrobiotidae.
GGAUAGUGGUUACGUUUGGGCGUUUGGGGCAGCACCGAUUCUGCCGUGUUGGAUCGUGUUGCCUUUGGCAGUUGGUUUUUUUGCACGCUUCCAAAUCUGGAAUAAAUUCCAGAUUUGUUCCAUUGUCGCCUUGUGGUUGUCUUUGCCGCCGUAUUUCCUCUCUGGAAUACAGCGUUUUCAUUCGGGCUUCAUGCCUUUAUUGUUUCUCUUUGCUACACAAUAAAGAUCAUUUUGGUUGUGGCCGCGUAUGGGCACAUUUCUGUGUGGCAGUCGCAGGCCACUUUCAUGGUGGAGAUGCAAGUUCGAUCCCCGUAAUCCUGUACUGACUGAUUUAUUUUCGUUACGGUUAGCAGGCAUUUUGCCUUGCGCGCCGCAUUUAGCCGAUAAUUUUAAUUUAAUUUAAAAUUGCCACCGUGUGUGCGUCAUUAAUCGCGCGCACCUGCCGAUUUUCCUGUACGGUCAAACGGAUUCCACGCUCUCGCUACAGCGCAGUGUGGAGUUGAGCCGUACCAGAAACCCGGAAAGCAUCAGCCACGUCAACCGACACAUCGCGGAGGACCGGAGCUGAUUUCCCUACGCCGUCAACCGAUAGCUGACAUCCCCGUACAUCGGACGAACGACCAGACCUCGGGCAUUCAUCCGUGAGGGAGCAGUAGAGCGGAAUCGAGAUCCUGCGUUCCGGACGACAGUCGGAAAGCAAGCAAGCACCGAAAGCACCGCGCCGUACCGUCACGUCGUGUCAGUGCAGAUAUAAUGGAGCCGACGCAGUGUUAUCGCUGCCGUUACAACACUAACCGCCGAAAAUGUGCCGAAUGUCUCUUUGGAGAUAAACUGUACAGCGAACAGGAGAAGGACACCGUCGUGAGCCGAUUGGUUAACGAAGUCCUGAACUGCAACCUGGAUGCGUAUGUCACACUUGGUGAGACGCAUUUUGAGCCGGUAUUCCAAGCCAAACCUUGGCUGCGUAUCAGGAUGAACGACGCAGCCCGGAAACUUAUUGCCGCUCGUGAACCGCAGUGGUGUGAUAUGCCACUACCUGCCGAUUUGCCACAACAGCCGAAUUAUGUUGCGCCGAUGCAGCUGCCGAUCAGCUAUCCUGCACAAGUGCAGACGCCGAUGAAUCAGGGAUAUACAACGAAUCCCGUGUCGCCGCAGCAGAUGUUGCAAUAUCCGCAAUAUCAACCGUAUCAGUAUCAGCCGGCGCAAUAUGCGCAAUAUCAGCAGCAAGCCGAUGCCGCUUUUCAUCAGCCGCAAUAUCAAUACUACCGACAGCAGAACGAACAGCAGGCGCCGAGCAGUGCUAGCAGUCCAGGGACUUCCGAUUCUUGGCUGCAUGAGCGUGGAUACCACGGAAAUACUGCACAACAGCAGUAUCCUAGCCGGGCUGCAUCGCAGCAGCGUAAAGUCGAACCGCAACCCAGCAUGUCGCGUGUACAGCCAGACGCGCGUGUUGGACUGUCGAAACAAGUAGGUAGUCUGUCUAUCGACGAAUCUAAUACGUCGAUUAAAGAGCCGUCUUCUACGGACAGUAGCCGAUCUGUGUUUGGUGCUCGACACCGUAUCGAAUAUACCCUAGAGCCGUCUGAUAAUCACUCCCAUUCUGGCAAAAAUAUAGUGGUUGCCGGGAGAGAUUUGUCGAUGUAUGAUACUAAAAAAUCCGCUGCUUUGCAGAAUCGUGGCAGACAGCGCGGAAACCAGUCGAACAUCCGUUCUGCUAGUUAUCAGCAGCGUAAUGAGCCGAAUAAAUCGCAGGAUACUAAUCAGCCGGCUGAAUCUCAGCAACCGCCGCCGCGCGAGAGUAAUUCUCGCGAUAACCGUGGUAAUCGACGACCACGCCAGCCGAUCAUCGAUCCUAAUAGGAUCUUGCGCGAUGUAACGCAGUAUACCAGCGACUUGGGUAUUUAUAUACACAAGCUGGCUACCGUCGCCGAUAUAGCAAAGACGAACGCGCCGGAGAUGUUGUACCUAAAGAAAAUGAUAUAUAAUGCCGUCGCGUUGUUGGAAAAGACCGGAUUAAGAGACCGGAUGAUGGAGUUUGACUACUCCACAGUCGAUUUGUCGCGUUCGUUAGAGAUCAUUACUUACGCGCCAGCCCGCCGAAAUAAUUUACGAACCGUGCUGGAUAAAAAACAGCUGUAUAUGCCGAUUACAGCCGUUGAUAUUGAGAUUAUUUCUCAAUUCAAGAUUUAUGGUGAUCCGAUAACCGAAAAGUUUCUGAUGCAGUUUAUACUGCCACAAGCCGAUCCCGCGAAAUUCUUCUUUUUCUGUAAAGUCGCUCAUUUCCUGAAUCAGGAAUUAAACGAGCGGAAUAUUGACUGGGAGUCGAUUCCUUACAAUACUGGGCCGAAAUUUGCCGCUAUGAGUAUCGCUGCCGCGUUACUUGGCAGUCAUAGUGCGCAUAAGUCGAUUUAUCAAAGUAAGGAACGAGCCGAAUAUUCCCAGCUGAAAGAUUUGAUUGAGCUAUUGGGAAAGCCGCUUACUGAGCAGCAGGAAGCACAGGUGUUGAAAGAUACCCUGGCUGCCGCCGGCCAUGUCGAAAUGGAUACUGACGAAGCCGAUCGUUUUUACGAUGAUGUUAAUAUCCGUAUGAAACGAUACGGAGAUCGUAAGACGCAAUUUGACAAGGGUCAGUUAUACAAAAAACGCCCUUUGCCCGAUUCGCCGGAUGCUCCUACGGGAAGCAAAACCGUACAGCCGGAGUCGAAGUUCCGAAAUACUCGGAAAAAUCAGUCGGGAGAACUCACAACGCCGCAGUUGGGAGUGAUGGGCGGAAAACAGCCUGUCAAGCCGACUCCUCCCGUUGCAAAGCCGAUUAUCAUUCCUGUAGUCAAGCCGAAUUUGCCAUUAGCAAAAUUCGGGUCUGCCCCGUCGUUGCUGGACACGACUACGGUCAAGUCCACAGGUACAAGUACCGAGCCGAAUAGAAAUAAAAAUAAUUUGCGAUCGUCGAAUACUAAUAAUGGCAAUAAUAAAGCCGCUAAUAAAACGGGUGUUGCAGGGAAAUCACAGCAGUUGCCAGCUGUGCCCGCACCUGUGCCGCCGAUCUCAACCGUUCCGGUUGAGCAGCAACAAAUAAGUGUUGCACAGCCGACUUCAGUAGAAGUGCCGAGUGUUCCAGUGGAAGAGCAGUCAGCGAGUACUGCAAUGCCGCCACAAGUAAAUACCGUACUUGUCUAUCCGCCGACGCGUGAGACCUUCGAAGAAAAGGAACUUGCGAAAUUGCCGUUAUCCCGUAUGAAUAAAACCGAACGUGAAUUUUAUGUCACGACGCAGUCGUAUCAAGAUCACGCUGAACCGUCGUCGAAUGAGUAUGUUGAAAACAUGCUCGUUGAAUUAAGAAAGAAGUCGCUUAGACAAAUGACCGAUCCGGAAUAUAUGUUUUUCAUUCGGUAUGAAAAUCCGGAGCGAUUACCUGCUUGGACGGGUAGAUCGCCAGAAAAGCCGAUUGCGCCGCAAGGCGAUGACGCCGAUGUUUUCCACGAGACAGUGGAAGAGUUGCCGGUGCGACCAGCAUUUUCUGAGGUACUUGGCGAGGCAUUGAAUGCAGUCGCCGCAGCCGAAUCUGUUCCUGACACUGCCGGCGCUGACGCUGACGUUGAUAUGCUGCCGGAUGCGGGUGCGGAUAAAGCUGCUGAAUAAAGUCGUCAAUGGAGGAUAAAGCAAGCCUCCGGAAUGGAACGCAUCAUACGGAAUGGAUCUCAUAAUUUUCGCUAUAUUUUUAUGAUUUUGUGAUUGUUAAUCAUAGUAUAUGCCGCCAAUUUGGUCGCAUUUUGCUCAUAAAUUGCUCACUGUUUGUUUUGCGAUUGUGGUAGCCUCGGGGGGCCUCGGCCGUUCCGCCCCGUGGCAUGCUAGGCGAUCGGUGCCACCGCCCAGGAUAGUGGUUACGUUUGGGCGUUUGGGGCAGCACCGAUUCUGCCGUGUUGGAUCGUGUUGCCUUUGGCAGUUGGUUUUUUUGCACGCUUCCAAAUCUGGAAUAAAUUCCAGAUUUGUUCCAUUGUCGCCUUGUGGUUGUCUUUGCCGCCGUAUUUCCUCUCUGGAAUACAGCGUUUUCAUUCGGGCUUCAUGCCUUUAUUGUUUCUCUUUGCUACACAAUAAAGAUCAUUUUGGUUGUGGCCGCGUAUGGGCACAU